Entamoeba dispar SAW760 is the source of this 1527-nucleotide messenger RNA. RefSeq names its product ATP-dependent DNA helicase recQ, putative. NCBI's taxonomy places the organism in Eukaryota, Evosea, Mastigamoebida, Endamoebidae. Gene Ontology annotation, cellular component: cytoplasm; chromosome. The record is from RefSeq and is a predicted model, not a curated record. The transcript has a single exon. Gene Ontology annotation, molecular function: nucleic acid binding; four-way junction helicase activity; ATP binding. The coding region runs from base 1 to 1527 and encodes 508 amino acids. Gene Ontology annotation, biological process: double-strand break repair via homologous recombination.
AUGUUCAAACCAUUAUUUGCACAAAAACCUAUCACUAAAACAAUUUCUAUAGAACGGUAUGAACAACGCAUAGAUGAAACGUUGCACAAAUGCUUUAAUAUUCAAUCUUUUAGACCUCAACAACGAGAAAUAAUAUUAUCAACACUACAACAUAAAGACACAGUUGUCAUUAUGCCUACUGGUGGUGGCAAGUCAUUGUGUUUCCAGUUACAACCAGUAUUAACAGAAAGAAUUACAAUUGUAAUUUCUCCAUUGAUAGCAUUAAUGCAAAACCAAGUUGAUGGGUUAAAUAAACGAGGGAUUACUUCAUUUAUACUCAAUUCUACACUAUCAAAGUCAGAAGCCACGAAAGUAUUAUCACUUCUUAAUUCAUCUAAUCCUGAAUUGUAUUUAUUAUAUGUGACACCUGAACAAAUUAAAACUCAACGUUUCCAAAAUAUUAUGAAAAAACUUUAUUCAAUUAAAAAAUUAGGGAUGUUUGCUGUUGAUGAAGCACAUUGCAUUUCACAGUGGGGACACGACUUUAGACCAUCAUAUUUAGAACUAUCAUAUUUAAAGAAAACAUAUCCAGAUAUCCCAAUUAUCGCAUUAACAGCAACAGCUACACCAAAAGUCAAAGAAGAUAUAAUUAAAUCUCUUGAAUUAAAAAAUCCAAAGAUAUUUACUUCUUCUUUUGAUAGACCCAAUAUCUAUUUUAAAGUUAUUUAUAAAGAUUUAUAUGAAACCCCAAUUCAAAUUCUAACUCAAAUAUUACAUCAACACGAAAAAGAAGGUGGAAUUAUUUAUUGUUCAACACGAAUGGAGUGUGAACUAAUUGAAAAAUAUAUUAGCACUAAUGGAUAUCCAGUUGCUAAAUACCACGCUGGUAUGAAAUCAGAAGAGCGUGAAACUAUUCAAAAAAAGUGGGAAAAUGGUGAAGUGAAUGUUGUAGUUGCUACAAUUGCAUUUGGAAUGGGAAUAGAUAGAGGAGAUGUUAGAUUUGUUAUUCAUUGGAAUAUUCCUAAAACCAUUGAAGGUUUUAUGCAAGAAGCUGGAAGAGCAGGAAGAGAUGGGAAACCAGCAGAGAGUAUAAUAUUAUUUAGUAAUGAUGAUUUCGAACGAGAAGUUGCUCUUAACCAAGAAACUAGUGAAGUUAUUAGAGAGUUAUGUGUUGAAUGUUCUUGUAGAAGAAAGUGUUUAUUAAAGUAUUUUGGAGAAACUUCAUUUAAACCAAACAAAAGGUGUUGUGAUCUGUGUAAUGAAAACACAAGAGUGAAAGAUGACCUUGAAAAAUUAAGAAUACGUUUAAUAAAAAAGAAUACAAUUACUGUAAAACUCCCAACACCUAAACAGCCUCCUGGUGCUAGUCAAUGUAGUGGAUUCACAUUAGCUUCAAAAAUUUCUAAUCAAAAUUCAUCAUCUCAAUUUACAACAGCAUCUCAGAUGCUUGAAGAACAAAAGAAAAAAGAAGAUUUAAAACCUAAAAAGAAUAAAACAAAUGACUCACAUUUAAAGAAGAUUACAGACUUCUUUCAAGUAAAGAAAUGA